UGCCCGUGAGAGACCAUCUCAGUUUACGGUGUUUCUGUUUCUUCCUCACAUCUGGCUGUUUUGCCUGGGGAAAUAGCCCUCACGAAUGUGGAGUUUAUUAGCCCCAAGUAUGGAGCAGCAAUAACGCAAUCUCUGAACUAUAAUCCGCAAUCAUGUAAAGGCUGUCAUUAUGCUGUGCUCUUAUGUGCACAUAACCUAACGUCGAUGUUAAACAAGUUUCAUUAGGGCGGUAAGAUCGGUGUUGUGUCCCUCUCGGAGUAAACUCUCGCUUGCUCAUUUUCUGAUUUUCUUUUCACGUGCGUCUUUGAAAACAUGGCUCGACUACGGAGGAGGUCUUGCGUGCUUCUUUUUCUCUUCGCGCUCUUCGUGCUCGGGACUCUGAUGGGAUUAAGGACUCUGAAGCCGAAUAAUGGAUUCACGGAUCUGGACGUUUUGCCCAUCAAGGGGGAGAAAGUUGACAGUCGCGGCGGUUUCAGCGAUGUCCGGUCGUCGGCCGGUCAGGAGCGUGUUGUAGCAAGUAACGCAAAACCAGCCGGCUCAAACCCGAGUCUGGACAGAGGCAUAUCUUACGACGUUCAUAUAUUUUACUACACCUGGUACGGGAACCCGGAGACGGAUGAGAGAUACUUACAUUGGGACCAUAGUCUGGUGCCACACUGGGACCCAAAAAUCGCCGCCAGUUAUCCGAGAGGAAGGCACGUGCCCCCUGAGGAUAUCGGUUCGAGUUUUUAUCCUGAACUAGGGCCGUAUAGCUCAAGGGAUCCGGAAGUGCUGGAGUCUCACAUGGAGCAAAUUAGCACGGCAGGGGCAGGUGUGGUGGUGCUGUCCUGGUAUCCUCUGGGUUUGGCUGAUGAUCAUGGAGAGCCUUCUGAAGAUUUGGUACCAUCUGUCCUGGAUGCUGCACUCAGGCACAAUUUAAAGGUGGCGUUUCAUAUCCAGGCCUAUAAAGGAAGGACUGAUCAUAGCUUACAUAACAACAUCAAAUACAUCACUGACAGGUAUGGAGAUCAUGGGGCUUUUUAUCGCUUCAGCAUCAGCAAUGGGAAAGUGCUGCCUCUUUUCUAUAUCUACGACUCUUACCUGACUCCGACUGAGGCUUGGGCAGAAUUGCUAACUUCCACAGGCUCUCACAGUCUGCGUGGAACCCCAUAUGAUGGCGUCUUCAUUGCACUCAUUGUGGAUGAGAAACACAAGCAUGACAUCCUUGCUGGUGGAUUUGAUGGGAUGUAUACAUACUUUGCUUCCAAUGGAUUUUCCUACGGUUCCUCUCAUCAAAACUGGAAGGGCCUCAAGGCCUUUUGUGAUGACAACAACCUGCUCUUUGUGCCGAGCGUGGGCCCUGGCUAUAUAGACACCAGUAUACGGCCCUGGAACAACCACAACACUCGCAACAGAGUGAACGGCAGAUACUAUGAAACUGGUCUUCAUGCGGCACUGAAGGUGCAGCCUGAGAUAGUCUCCAUCACUUCCUUCAAUGAGUGGCAUGAAGGCACGCAGAUUGAGAGGGCAGUACCUAAAAAAACCAUCAGGCGGGUGUACCUGGACUACCAGCCACACGAGCCUGAUCUUUACCUAGAACUAACCAGGACAUGGGUUGAGCAGUUUCAUAAAGAAAAAGAGCAGUGGCUGGUCUGACAUGGAGUUGUUUGAAAUAGUUUGGAGCAGCUCUGUUUGCCUUGGUGUACUGCAGAACGCUGUAUAUAGGCACGAUAAAUGGGAGACUUCAAAAAUACCAGUCACACAAACUCAAUUUGCAUCUGGGAUAGACAAAGAGAAGCCCUUCCUCUGCUUAUCUUCAGUAACUAAAUUUCAGAAUAUCAAAGGAACAUAGUAAUCUUUAGGUUCAAAAGGGUGGCAUGACAGAAGUUUAAGAAGGGUGACAUCUCCAUGAAAAGAUAUCCCAGAGAUCUUUAAAAGAAAUGAUCUUUUCCCAGGAUAUUGCAUACAUUAACAUUACAUGGACUGAACUUGACCCAGAUAAGAAUAUUUCUCCAGUUAUAGCCUUGAUGUUUUUUCAUAAAUUGAAUAACUGAAUUAAUUAAUAAAUAACUUGAUUUGCAUAAAAAUUCAAAGUUCACAAAUUAAGUACAAAUUAAUUAAGUUAUGCUGUUUAGUUGUAGGAGGACAUGCAGUCUUUAGAAAUAUGUUGGGACAGACAGGGAACAAAAUUCAUCCUUUUAAACUUGCUGUAAAGUGGCCACCUACAUUUGUAAAAAAAAAAAAAAAAUCUGUCAAACACUAUA
Messenger RNA from Neoarius graeffei (lesser salmon catfish), 2243 nucleotides. Its product is annotated as glycoprotein endo-alpha-1,2-mannosidase-like protein. Gene Ontology annotation, cellular component: Golgi apparatus. The record is from RefSeq and is a predicted model, not a curated record. The transcript is spliced from 4 exons. Gene Ontology annotation, molecular function: alpha-mannosidase activity. Lineage: Eukaryota; Metazoa; Chordata; Actinopteri; Siluriformes; Ariidae. The coding region runs from base 313 to 1635 and encodes 440 amino acids.